Messenger RNA from Coffea arabica (coffee), 2254 nucleotides. The record is from RefSeq and is a predicted model, not a curated record. Lineage: Eukaryota; Viridiplantae; Streptophyta; Magnoliopsida; Gentianales; Rubiaceae.
ACUGCCUAAAGAAAAGGAUGAUACUAGAAGAACAAACACACGGUCGAUCUUGUUUAUUGGCAAACUUAACAGAUAAAAUUUCCCUACAUCAAUUAACCCUGAACUUGGAUGUUUGAGUAACUUGUAUUUUGCCAUGUUCCUAAUAGGCAAAAGUAAGCAUGAACGUGUCCAAAGUUAACAAGGAAGCAACAGGCCUGGAAGUAGCCAAUUCUCGCGGAGGGAUAGGAGACUUGAUGUUGAUGUUUGAACUCAGGAAGAAGAUAAUAACCUUUAGAGACAUUCUUCACCUCCCACCUUGUGCUAAUGCUACUGCAAUUGCUGAGUUGGUCGUGCGAACUUUGGAGGAUCUUAAGAAGUUGUAUCCCAGUAUCCUGCCGAAUAUCGAAGAAAGCAAAGAAGUUUCAUUACAGCAGGAGAUGUCCAAUCUUUACGAGGCUCUAAAAUCUAUAGGAGACGUCUGGGACAACAAUCGUAUGUUAGUUGCUGACUCUGUGCACUGUGCAGAUGGUAGCUCAAAUGCUACAAACUCGAAGCAACUUGAGUUGAUAAAUGACUUUUUUAAAGGAAAUUUACAGUUUCUGUGCAUGCAAGGUGGACGAGUGAUUGAAGAGCUUGACAAUAUGAUUAAAACUGCAAGGCAGAAUUUUGAUGUCAUGCAUGAAGAUGAGAAAAGCAAUAAAGACGUUUUAAGAGAAAUGUCUCCAGAUAUCAAAAACACCUGUUCUUCUCUAGCAUCACCCAAUUCAGUCCCUACUGGUCUGAUGAAACCCAGUGCAGUUGCUGAUGCUUCUAACCCUCUCCCCACUUUACUUCAGACAGUGGAAAAAUGCAUCUCCACGGACAUAUGUCCUGCGGUGUCAUUACAAGGCACUGUUCCUGUUAAAGAGGGGAGGAAGAAGGCGGAUGAACAAACAGAGAACUUUAGCAAAGCGAAAAGCACCACUGAAGGAUCACCAAGAAUAGCAACGAAUGAAGUCACAAGUAGUCCCAAGUCUGGAAUCAAACCUAAGAGCAAUUUGAGUGACAUGCUUAACGCAAGAAGGCCAAAAGAAGCAAGCCGGUCUUUAUCACUCCCAUCCAUUCCCACAUCUCCAGUACCCCUUGCGGCUCCACCUCCACCUCAUCCUCCAACAGUUGGGGUUUCACGGCUAAAUGGUACUGCUCCGCCUCCACCUCCUCCUCCAGGAUUGGGGGUUCGAAAAUUCCCAAGCCUGAAGAGAUCAAAUUCAAAACUGAGGAGAUCAAAUCAUAUGGGAAACUUGUAUCGAAAUCUCAAAAGAAAACUGGAAGGAUCAAAUGUUACUGAUGCAAUAUCUAAUAAGAUAAAUCGUCGGGUUGGUGGUCUUACCAGCAUAAAACAAGGAAUGGCUGCAGCCCUUGCUGAAAUGACAAAAAGAUCAGCAUAUUUUCAUCAGAUUGAAGAAGAUGUUCACAAGCACUCUGAAAUGAUCAUGAAGCUGAGAGAUGACAUAUGUUCCUUUAAGACAAAAGACAUGGCUGAGCUUCAAAAGUUCCGUAGAGAUGUAGAGAAACAUCUAGAGGAAUUGAGUGAUGAGACUCAGGUUUUGGCAAGGUUUGAAGAUUUUCCUACAAAGAAGCUGGAAUCAUUGCGGAUAGCCGCUGCAUUGCACUCAAAAUUGGAAGGAAUAGCUUUUACCCUGGAGCAUUGGAAAACUGAGCCUCCAGUUGAGAUGAUGCUCGACAAGGUGGAACGCUAUUUCAACAAGAUUAAAGUAGAUAUAGAAUUAUUGGACCGGAGCAAAGAUGAAGAUUCUAAGCAUCUUCGAAGUCAUGAUAUUGUUUUUGACUUCAACAUAUUGAUAAGAAUCAAGGAACUUAUGGUGGAUGUUUCCUCAGCCUGCAUGGAGUUGGCACUCAAGGAACGAAGAGAAGCAACUGAAGGAAAACGAAAAGCACUCACGAAACUGCUAUGGAGGGCUUUUCAGCUAGCGUUUCGAGUCUAUACCUUCGCUGGGGGACAAGAUGAGCGAGCUGACAGUUUGACCAAGGAACUAGGUCGAGUACUACAUAGUGAUGCGUGAUAGUAGUGAAGUCAUAGAAUCCUCAAACAAGUGCAGUAAUCUCUGCAUAUCUCCUAUUGGCAAACGACAGCCUAGAACCAUUGUUGUAACAUCUCCUGUAGUUUUUGAACUGAAGCGCUGGAUUCAGGUGCAAUGACAUGAUGUAUCUGGAAUCCAAAAAAAUUGUACUAACUCAUUGAGAAUUAGUGUGCAUACAAGAAAGUUUUGGUUAC